AUGAACUCAGUGCAGUUCCUAGGCCAUGUCAUAGACAAGGAUGGUAUCCAUGUGGAUAACGCCAAAAUCGAUGCCAUGGUCAACUGGCCCACACCGAGGAACGUGAAAGAGAUGAAAAGUUUUCGGGUACUACCGGUUUUUACAGAAAGUUCAUUCGUGACUUCUCGAAGACUGCAGCGCCUUUGCACGAUUAUAGUUGUGGUAAACAAACUUGGAAUAAAACUUGUCAAAAAGCCUUUGCUAAGCUUAAAAAUCAGCUAA
Molecule: messenger RNA, 261 nt
Organism: Huiozyma naganishii CBS 8797
Lineage: Eukaryota; Fungi; Ascomycota; Saccharomycetes; Saccharomycetales; Saccharomycetaceae
Exons: 1
Coding region: 1-261 (86 amino acids)
Source: RefSeq, a predicted model, not a curated record